This is a messenger RNA of Zingiber officinale, 661 nucleotides long. RefSeq lists its product as uncharacterized. The coding region runs from base 142 to 468 and encodes 108 amino acids. The transcript has 3 exons. NCBI's taxonomy places the organism in Eukaryota, Viridiplantae, Streptophyta, Magnoliopsida, Zingiberales, Zingiberaceae. The record is from RefSeq and is a predicted model, not a curated record.
CAGCUUAUUUAUAACUGAAGAACCCAAUCGCGAAGGCACUUCACAGCUGUUCCCCUUCUUCCCAGUUCCCACUCCUCUCUCUCUCUCUCCCCCCCUAUAAAUCUUCUUCCUCGAGAGACCAGAAUUCUUCCACCAGCAGCCAUGGCCGACUCCAAGGAGGAGAAUCACAGUACGGGCGGGUGGAUGUCGGUGCCGGCGUUCGGAGGGUGGGACACCAAGAACGGUGUGCCAGACUACUCCAUGGACUUCUCCAAGAUCCGAGAGAUGCGCAAGCACAGCAAGAACCCUUCCCGCGCCAGCCUCGGCAACGAGGAGGAGCUCGGUAAAGUCGCCAACAAGGGGCCCGAGCCUGAGGUGGAACGCCACCGUCGCCGACGCAGCGAUCCCGAUUCCGAUCUCCGCCACCACGGUUCCCCUACCGGGAGGAAGAAAUGCAUGGGGUACUUCCAGUGUUGUAUAGGUGCAUGAUCAGACUUGUGGAUCAAGUUCUAGUUCGAAUGCUGAUGGAAUUAUUAUCUGUGAGUAGAUAGAAACUAGUGGCUGCUUCUGUUACAGUGCUCUGUUGCUAUGAGAUUUCUGUUCUCUUCGUUUUUCCUUGGAGAAAAAAAACAGUUGUAUGUUAUUGGAAUUUUAACUCUUCAAUGCUUGCCUUGCCAUAUCA